Cornus florida is the source of this 384-nucleotide messenger RNA. Its product is annotated as glutaredoxin-C9-like. The transcript has a single exon. The record is from RefSeq and is a predicted model, not a curated record. NCBI's taxonomy places the organism in Eukaryota, Viridiplantae, Streptophyta, Magnoliopsida, Cornales, Cornaceae. Bases 1 to 384 code for a protein of 127 amino acids.
AUGCAGGUGGCGAAGGAAUCGAGUAUUCGGAUGGGUGGUGGCGAUGCGGUGGUGAAGAUGGAGGCGGCGUACGAGAGGAUCCGCCAUCUGGCCUCCGGCAACGCUGUGGUGGUCUUCACAAUGAGUGGCUGCUGCAUGUGCCAUGUGGUCAAGCAGCUUCUCUUCGGCCUCGGAGUUGGGCCCACUGUCUUUGAGGUUGACAAAGACAUGGCUGGCCAUGAAAUCCAUGCUAUUCUGUACCAGCUCGCCGGCGACUGUCAGCAGCCGGUCCCGGCGGUGUUCGUAGGCGGGAAGUUUUUGGGUGGUAUUGAAACUGUCAUGGCGUGCCACAUUAAUGGCACUUUGGUUCCUCUUCUAAAGGAUGCUGGUGCUCUCUGGCUCUGA